AUGGCGGUACUUUCACAAGAAGAUCGCAACAUUAUCAAGAACCAUCCUCUAACUGACUCAGUCGAUCGUUUACAAGGCGUGCUUCAGGAAGCUGAAAAAAUAUAUGAGUCGCAUCUAAUUUCCUACAAUGGCGCUGUUGAUAGCCUUGACCAAGUCUAUCAAAAUGCGAUUUCAAAACUCCUCUCUGCUUUGCAGGGAGAGGAUGCGGCUUACAGCCUUCGCUCGCGAAUGAGUAACGGGGAUAUGGUAUCUGAUCUAGCACACUUAGUCGAGCGUCUCCGAAAGGCACAAGAAAACUUCAAGUACGAUGACUACCGGCCACUAGUGAACCUGGUUAUUCAAAGGCCUCCCACCGAAUCCCAGAACGCCGAAACCUGGAACUUCGAUGUCUGGAAAGCUGUAUUUACCCUCAUUGACACCAUCCCUCAACGAACAACUCCUCCGGCGAGCAUUCCCCCUUCUUUUGACAGCACCCCAGUCAAAUCCACUUCGUCAUCGCAGAAAGGCUCCGAGCAGACGCGUGAGUUGGUGAAUCCGAGAAUCUUCGAGGAGAUAUGUGGCUGCACAUUUCGAGACGUCGAGGGCUUCUUUGACAAAUACUUUGAGGAGAAGGAUUGGAGCGACAAAGCAGAUACCAUCUGUCGACGCGUGCUGGACCCAGACAGCGAUGGUAAUUGGGCCCAGUUUCCUGAUCCUCCUACACAGGACGAUGUCCUCGCCUGGUGGUUUCGUUUUCAAGAAGACCUUCUCUUGGAAUCACGCGGCACCUACUUCACCACGGUGAGCAAAGCGGAUCUUACCGGUUCGAAGGCGGAACGGCAAGUCGACCUUCUCUUGCGAGCUAAGGGUGGGAGCCUCUCGCGAAACAAACACGACUGGAGAGACAUCCUGGUGGUUGGUGAGCUCAAAAAACCUAGGGAGGAGAUUGGGACCAAAGCCACACUGCUGCAGAUCAGCCGCUGCGUGCGCGAGGUCUUUGCUGCACAGCCCACUCGGCGGUUCGUCCACGCAUUUGUCGUCUGCGGGACCAAGAUGGAGGCGUGGGUGUUCGACCGUUCAGGCCCCUACAGCUCAGGCAUCAUCGACGUCUACGCGGACUCGAGGCGGUUCUUUCAGGUGCUUGUGGGCUACACCAUGAUGAGCGACGAGGAGCUGGGACUGGACACCUUUAUUGCUAGGGAUGAAGGCGGCAACAAAUCAAUAACUGUCAAAGGGCCUGGGAACUCAGAGGGAAAGAAGGUGCGGCUAGGUGAAAUGCUUUCCUAUCAGCGUGCCAUUGUAUGUCGCGGAACCACAUGUUUUCUUGCAAACGAUGGACAAGCGGAGGGCGUAGCUAAAUUCUCGUGGGUGUCGGGCAAGCGGCGGCCAGAGGCGGAACUCCUCGAGCUGGCGGGUCGGAAGAGUGUCCGGGGGGUCGCCAGAAUCAUUGGCCAUGGUGUCGUCACUAGUAUCGCCGACGUGCGCUGCGGCCUGACCUUCGAUGACAAGCGCCAUGACUUCAAAAGCGCACCCCUCAGCACGGCCUCAUCGUUUCAUCAAUCUCAGCCGCUUACCGAGCCCUGUCGCUUAGAUAUCCGUCGAAAGUCAUCUUCCAGGAAGCGCAGAUCCCCGGAAAAGGGGCUGCAGGUGUCCAAACGAUCACGUUCCAUCAAUCAACCAUCAAGGGACACUCAGGAGGAGCAUGAACUAGCUUUCUCCAUUCAGUCAGCACACAAUCCAAGCCUCUUCGACAGGAAUGGUGAGGAACUCUAUGACAACCGUGUCCUCCGGUGUCUUGUGAUCUCACCCGCUGGCCGGCCGAUCUACAGGUACGAAUCACCACUGGAGCUGCUCAGGGCACUUCGCGAUGCAAUAAAAGCACACCGGGCUCUUUACCUGGAUGGAAACAUCCUUCAUCGGGAUAUUUCAGAGAACAACAUAAUCAUCACCGAUCCAGAUAAGGCGGAUGGUCACUGGGGCAUGCUGAUCGAUCUGGAUCUUGCCAAAGAAGUUGGAAGCAGGCGAAGUGGGGCGCGACACCAGACCGGCACGAUGGAGUUUAUGGCGAUCGAGGUGCUGCUUAAUAUCGACCAUACCUAUCGGCAUGAUCUUGAGUCGUUUUUCUACGUGCUUAUCUGGCAGUGCGCCCGUAAUGGCUGGGGGAAGGAUAAUCAUUCUAGGGAUAGUAAACUUCGUGCCUGGUAUACUGGUAACUAUGAGGACAUUGCAAACGCCAAGCUUGGCCACAUGAGCAAAGCUGAAAACAUGGGAUUUGGAUUCAUUUUGAGGGAGUUCCCUCCCAAAUUUCGUGGCCUUGUACCGCUUUGUCGGGCCCUACGAGACAUUCUCUUUCCUUACAAUGACAAAGGUCUUAUUGUAGGCACUCCCCAAAACCCAAACCGCUUGUACGAUCCAAUUAUCAAAGCAUAUGAUGACGCGAUCACCCAAUUUGAACUCGGAAAACUCACCCGCGAUAAAUCUAUUUAG
Molecule: messenger RNA, 2466 nt
Organism: Histoplasma mississippiense
Lineage: Eukaryota; Fungi; Ascomycota; Eurotiomycetes; Onygenales; Ajellomycetaceae
Exons: 1
Coding region: 1-2466 (821 amino acids)
Biological process (GO): protein phosphorylation
Molecular function (GO): ATP binding; protein kinase activity
Source: RefSeq, a predicted model, not a curated record